Cryptotermes secundus is the source of this 2441-nucleotide messenger RNA. It is a transcript of the gene Lint-O, whose product is annotated as PHD finger protein 10. The coding region runs from base 236 to 1765 and encodes 509 amino acids. The record is from RefSeq and is a predicted model, not a curated record. Lineage: Eukaryota; Metazoa; Arthropoda; Insecta; Blattodea; Kalotermitidae. Gene Ontology annotation, molecular function: protein binding; DNA binding. The transcript has 6 exons.
CCGGUAUUGGAUAUGAGACCGAUGCUAGAUGGAAGCAAAUGUUCGUGGUUACAUAUCAAGCAGUGAAUUGUUCACCUGUGAGUAGUAGUCUGUAGACGCGUAUAAAUCUACGAAUGUAGCAGACCAGUAGAUCGCACCUUGGGUGUCGGAAGGUUUGAAAGAGGGGUGUAAAAGUGUGCGUGGUAUAAAGAAGAAAAUUAAGUGAAAGCAUUUAAGGUGUACCACAGUGCCAGUAAUGAGUGAAAUCAAGAAUCGCGAUAGGAUAUUGGAAGCGAUUGAUCAGCUGCGUCGUCGAAAAGCACGUCCAGACGCUGAAAGAAUAUGUAACUUUCUGUUGCGGCGUUUUGGCGUUGAUAGUCAAGAUACUAUAGCGGACUUGGAACGCCUUGUUGAAGAAGAUAUUGUAAUUAAAGUCGAGUAUAAAGGAAAUAUAAGUUACAGGAACGCAGCCAAGUGGUCUAGGUUUGCAAUGUAUAAUAAAAACAAGGAAGAAGGAUUUACUGGAAGUAUUUAUGGAUCAUUAAAUUCUGAAGGAACCAGUAGCUUGCUGAGCAGUGCGGUCGCAGAAUUGAUAAUACAUGAACCAGAUUAUCUGGAUUUUGGUGUACCUGGUACCGAGCUGGAAAAGUAUAUGCAAGAAAAAGAUAGCGUUCGCUUUACGAAAAAGUAUUUGGAUGUUAUUUUGCAGCGUGAACUUAAUUCUGGCAACAUAGUAAAACUCGAAAACGGAAAUUACUCCUUGGCCGAUCACCCUGUGCCGUCUAAUCCAAACGUAAUUAACAAUGCUGAUAACAAUGAAACAGUUAAAAUGCUGAAAAUAGAUUCGCCUAAUUCGUCUCAGGUUUCGGAAGAGGAACAGAAUCAAACGAGCGAAUUGAAUGCCAACGUAAAUGUAACAUCUCCGAAAGCAGAAGAUGUCAACAAUAAGAAUGACGACAAUAUGCAUGACGGAAAGGAAGAAACUUUGGAGACAAAUGUGGCAGCAUCCGUUUCCACAGAAGGAUAUCGAGAUGGAGCCAAACGUAAGCGUUCAAAGAAGGUUUUCUUUGAUCCAUCGGAUAUUCAUAUUCCAACACGUAAACGUGGACGACCUGUGGGUGCCACAAGUAAGAAUAAAGAUAAAGAUGCAGGCAAGAGCAAUAUCGCUAUUACCAAAGCGGAAACAGAUAAAGGCUUUUGUUACCUAUGCAUGAAUCAAGGUCAAGAUCGCCGCGGCCAGUUUGAAAAACUAAUUUCGUGCAAAGAUUGCACCAAUAAAGUUCAUCCAAGCUGCAUAGAUUCGGGUAAGGAAGGAGCCAGUUCAUCCCACUGGCAGUGUGUUCAGUGUAAAACCUGUGCCGUCUGCAUUGAGACCAUAGACAAGGGUCCACUGAUGGUGUGUUGUUGCUGCAGUGAAAGUUACCAUCCAUCCUGCCAUGAUCCCAAACUUCCUGAUGAGACAAGGAGCAGUGAAUUUGUGUGCUCACGAUGUAUACCUCCAGCAACAAGGUCAUAUUAUGGGAUGGAUGCUCAAAUUGAUGACAGAAUCCCAGAUGUUUCUGGUUGGAGUGUUGAACAGGUAUCAAAAUACCUGGAAGAACAAGGCUACCCAGUACAAGCAGCCGUAUUUAGAGACCAUGAUAUUGAUGGACCCUCACUACUUCUUAUGAAAAGAAGUGAUGUAUUAAUUGGAUUGCAUUUGAAGUUGGGCCCAGCACUGAAAAUAUAUGGUCAAGUGAAGAAACUGCAGAUUCGGCAGAGUGAUCCUGCAUUACUCUGGCCAUGAAGAAGGUUAACAUCAUUCUUGCAGGAAUAAUUGUGUAUUUAUUUACUCCUCCACAUUGCAGCAUUGACAUUUCUUUUGAUGUGUCAAAGACAGUUUAUUAAACCUCUGUAUAAAUGUGCAAUAUUGUUGAAUGACCGAUUGAAUUACAGGGGCUAUAGUGUUGUAUUCUUCUGUAACAGAUGACAAAGAAUUCAUGACUUAUACACAAUUUGAGAGUUUUGCAUGUCAGUUAUGCAGGAAGUUGCGGUUGAAAUAAUUACAAGAAAAUGCUGAAUAGGUACAAGUAUGUACAGUAAAAUCUGCUUAAGCAGAUUCCAUGUUCAUUGAAACAGGAAAAUUGUAUAUUUAUUCAGAGAUAUUGUCACCAACAAUGUGAUGCCAUGUGGUCUGAUAGAAGUUAUCAAUCUUUUUGGAGGAUAUAUUGCGUCCAUCUUGAGGACAUUAGUUUCCUUGCAAAUGGCAGCAGCCUGUUACUCCAUAACAUUGCUAAACUUCUACCAAAAUGCAUGACAUUAUAUCUCAGGGGACAAGUAAUCUUCAUAGUCAUUUGUAUGAGAACCUCAAAUAUCAUGUAUUUAUUCAUUUUACUAUGAAAGAAGAUCAUAGAUUUAACAUUGAAUUUUCCAGUAUUUGGUAGUAUAUGUAUUUUUUAGUACUGAAGUAAUGGAGCUUGAAA